Molecule: messenger RNA, 2322 nt
Organism: Amphibalanus amphitrite
Lineage: Eukaryota; Metazoa; Arthropoda; Thecostraca; Balanomorpha; Balanidae
Product: E3 ubiquitin-protein ligase Hakai-like
Exons: 5
Coding region: 62-1600 (512 amino acids)
Biological process (GO): regulation of cell adhesion; protein ubiquitination
Molecular function (GO): ubiquitin protein ligase activity
Source: RefSeq, a predicted model, not a curated record
GCUUCAGUUAACUGUUCUCAUUCGUUUCAGAUCAAGGCUGUAAUUGCUAAAAAAAAAAAAAAUGGGUGUGGAAGAUGAGGGGCAUUCUGGUGCUAACAGAGCCACCAGAUCAGCAGUUCGCUCCACACCAGAACAUGCUCCUUCCAAGCCCCGUGGUAAAGCUAGGAGGAGGAACCGCAAAAACAGGGUGAUCGAGAGUGACGAUGAGGAGAUGCCGGCGGCGCCCGCCGAGCCGGCCGACCCGCAGGAGCCUGCCCAGGAGGCGCCCCCGGCGGCGCCGGCCGCGCCUGCGCCACGCACGCCGUCGCCGCCGCUGCCGCCGGCUACAACACUGGACAUGGAGGCCGACAUCUCGAUGCUGGAGCCGGCCACGUUCACCACAAUUGACCGCGGUCCGCCCGAGCCCAUGCUGCGACUCAGCUGGAACCACAAGGUGAACCUGAUGGCAGAGAAGGUGCUGAACCCGCUCAUCUACAUGUGCGAAAAGUGCGACUGUCCCGUCCUGCUCUACGGCCGUAUGAUUCCGUGCAAGCACGUGUUGUGCUACGACUGCGCUAAGCCUCAGGAGAAGUGCUGGCGCUGCGGCGACCGUGCCGUGCGCGUCGAGCGUGCCGGUCUUGGCACGCUCUACAUGUGUCUGCACGACGGAAAACGCUACGACAACAAUGGCUGCCGGCGCACCUACCUCAGCCAACGGGACCUGCAGGCGCACAUCAACCACCGGCACCGGCGGGCGCCGCCCGCCCCUCGCACCCCUCCGCCGCCGCCGCCGCCGGCACCGCCCGAGCCGCGACGACUGCCCGAGGAAAAACCAGCCCCGGAGCGACGCGACCCGCGGGGUGGCGACGUCCGCGGCCACUCGUUUCCGUCCCCCUCGGCCGGCAGUCACAGCCCGCACGGCGGACACGCGCCGCGCGCCGCCGCCGCCUACAAGUCCAGCCCGCACGCCGGCGCCCACCGGUCCAGUCCGCACGGCAGCGGGUCCAGGGGCUCGAGUCCGCACGGCGCCGGAUCGGUGGGAUCCAGUCCGCUCGGAUCCGGAUCGCAUGGAUCUGGCGGACACCGCGGUCAUCAUGGCGGUGGACAUGGAUCACAUGGGUCACAUGGAUCGCACGGAUCUCACGGAUCUGGACAGGGAUCUCGCGGCUCGGGACAUGGAUCCGGUGGUGGAUCCAGCCACGGAUCCGGCCACCACGGGUUUCCGCCGACCAAGCAGGCGCCUCCGCCGCCGAAGCAGCAGCCGAUUCAGGUGAUAAGUUCUCAGCGCAGUGGCAACCUCAUCACGAUCCCGAUCCAGGGUCAGGAGCCGCCGCCGGAGCCGCCGCCGCCUUCCCACCCGCCGCCGGCGCAGCCGCAGUACGCCGGCUACCAGCCGACGGCGGCCUACUCGACGCCCGGCUACGGCCAGCCGGAGCCGGCGCCUUACUACCAGAGCACGCCGCCGCCGCAGCCGGCCGGCUACAGCCGCGCGUUCCCGCCGCCGCAGGUGCCGCCGCCGGUGGUGCGGCCGGCGCCGCGUCAGUACCAGGCGCCGCCGCCGCAGCCGAGCCCGCCGGCCUGGCCCAGCCAGCCGCCGCCGCUGGGCAGGUACUACCGGUGAGCGUACCGCGACAAUAUGGGGCGGCGUGGUGACGGGAGGGAGGCUACUGUUCACCGCCAACAGCUGACAGUGGUCGGAUUUAGAUGGGAAGUUGAGGAGAGCAUCGUGAGUGAAAAUAACACUACGUGGCAUAAAUAUGAAGGAUCUACAAUGAUGAUACAAAUAAUGAGAAGCCAUUUUGGUAGUGCUUGUUGCACAGUGAACGUUAAUUCAGAAAGGACUGGACGUGAGAGCCAGUAUAUUUUGUAAACGUUUUGUGUUAAGAAAAAAUGAUGACCAAGUUAAUCUUUGCUGGACGGCCAAGUCUUUGUGGUAGCCUUUACUGUCUGCGUUUGGGUCGCAGUCAGUAUGCCUUGCGCUGGACUGCAAGGCGGACCGCAUUUGGUGACUUGUUAAGUGCUGUGGCAUGUCUUCCGGACUUGUUAGAUCUGUGCCUGUUGAUGGCUCCAUCCGUGGAGCUGCAUGAAUGUUGGAUUUGGGUGGUGGACUGAUCGAAAUGAUGUGAUGCUAGCCGUGCCUUGGAAGCGAGUAGUGACAGACAUAGCGGUCUGAUCCGUUACCAUUGUCGGUGGCUUCGGCCUUGGGCCUUUCCAAAUUGCAUAAAUGCAGUGCAUUGCAUUCGCUUUUUGAGCCUUUGGCGUUUUGUCCGAUACGUUUCCGCCAUCGACCUAACUGAUGGAAUUGCUGCGAUGAAGCAGAAAUACAUUUUUUAGCUGCCCACA